AUGGCCAAGAAAAGGAAAAACGACGGCGACGGUAUUCGUGUGGGGGGGAAAAUCCUCGACUUGAGUGGUUAUUUAACGAAAAGGCCCAAGCUUGAGGCCUCGCAAUCUUCAACUGACGCCCUUACACUAGCAAAAGAGGGCGUGUCGACAUUAAAUGAGGGCCUAUCAAACUCAAAGGAAGGACUAUCGACAACAAGCAAAGACCCCAAGGCAGGUGGGCGUUUGAAACCAGUCGGCAACCCAAAAUAUUUCGACGCUCGUCAAGCACUCCCGCUUUGGUCACGGCAAGAUGAUAUUCGACAAAGGCUGCGUCAAAACGAUGUCUUGGUUCUUGUCGGUGAGACGGGUUCCGGAAAGAGUACCCAGGUGCCUCAAUUUCUGAUCCAAGAGGACUGGUGUCAAAGGAAGAAGGCCAAAAUCAAGGGAGAUGGGGGCGUGCAGGAAAUGGCUGUGGGAGGUAUGAUCGCAGUCACGCAACCACGUCGAGUCGCUGCAACCACCUUGGCGCACCGCGUGGCCAAGGAGGCCAACAUCCCGGGGAAGAAGAAGGACACGGAGAGACACGGCCCACUUUCUGACGGCAUUGUUGGCUAUUCAGUUCGUUUCGACCACCGCGUUCCGAAAGGCACCAGGAUCAAAUAUGUCACAGAAGGCAUGCUGCUUCAAGAGCUUCUUCGCGACCCGCACCUCCGACAGUACAGCGCAAUCAUCGUGGAUGAAAUUCACGAGCGUAGCGUCGAUGUUGAUCUGCUAUCUGGUUUUCUGAAGCAGAUCCUCUCUGGCGACAAGGCUGGUCGCGGCGGCAUCCCGCUCAAAGUCGUCAUCAUGAGUGCUACGGCGAAUGUCGGCAGCAUCAAGAAGUUCUUUUCUGACGUCGAACCGGAAGGGUCUGAAGAAUAUGCCCCUCCUGCGACAAGACCCAAAACUUCCGUGGAUUUCCUCCAGAUCGAAGGCCGUCAGUUUCCGGUUGAGAUCACGCAUACGCCAAAACCAGUCCCAGAUAUCCAAGAAGCCCUCCUGAGCACACUAUUCAAGAUUCACAAGCAGGAGUCCCUUUUCGACAAACAUGGAAGGAAAGACAUCCUAGCCUUCCUCACUGGUCAAGAGGAGAUUGAAGCUGCCCAGCGCUUGAUCGAAGAACAUGCGGAAACAUUGCCAGCUGGCGUCCCCAAGGUUGUGGUCUUGCCUCUUUUCGGCCAGCUUUCCAUGGAGGCGCAGCACAAAGCUUUCCAGCCUACCAAGGACAAGAACACCAGGAAGAUCGUGUUGGCUACCAACAUCGCCGAAACCUCAGUCACAGUUCCCGGUGUGCGAUUUGUGGUAGACUGUGGUAAGGCGAAGGUGAAGCAAUACAGACCUCGAUUGGGCAUGGAAUCACUCUUGGCCAAGCCGAUCUCCAAAUCUUCAGCUAUUCAGAGGACUGGUCGUGCUGGCAGAGAAGGUCCUGGAAAGUGUUUUAGACUCUACACAGAGGAGACUUACGAAUCGCUUGAGAAGACAGACCUCCCCGAAAUUCUCCGGACGGAUGUGCUCAACGCUGUGCUGACAAUGAAGGCGAGAGGAAUUGACGAUGUACUGGCUUUUCCCCUCAUGGACCCCCCAGAAUUUGAGUCGGUGGAAAAAGCUUUGCUUCAUCUUCAUAUUCUCGGCGCGCUGGCAGAUGAUGGGUCCAUCACGGAUAUCGGGCGCAAGAUGGUCAUGUUCCCCGUCCCACCGCCAUAUGCUCGUGUUCUGAUCGCAGCAGCAACCCCAAAAUACGACUGCCUGCUAGAGGUUAUCGACAUCAUCUCGUGCAUCACGGCAGGUGACGACAUUUUUCUUCAGAUCCAGUCAGAGGAGACCAAGGAAGAAGCCGAGGAGUUCAGGAAAGAGUUGCGGAGGAGAGAAGGUGAUCUCAUUACGUACCUGACCACGAUCCAGAAAUACAGCGCCGAGAACGCCGAUAGAGCACGCUGGUGCAAGGACAGGAAGAUCAACACCAGGAAUAUGAAGCAAGCGAUGAAUAUUCGAAAACAGCUGAGGCAGCUUUGUGUUAGGCAAAAGAUGAUGGAACAUCCGCCUGCGGAUCCGCAGCCUUUCUACCCUAUCACGCCAGAGAGAUCCGCUACGAUAUUGAAGUGUUUCCUGAGGGGUUUUGCGCUCAAGACGGCAAUUCUGGCGCCGGAUAACAGUUAUGUGACGGCGCAUGGGAAGCAUGUGGUGGCUGUCCACCCGGCUAGUGUGCUCCACGGGCAGAAGAAGGAGGCGGUUAUGUUUUUGGAGCAUGUGUAUACGCAAAAGAAUUAUGCGAAGAAGGUGAGCGCCAUAGAGGCGCAGUGGAUUGUGGAGGCGGUGGAUAGGUCGGGGUGA
This is a messenger RNA of Podospora pseudocomata, 2349 nucleotides long. RefSeq names its product Salivary acidic proline-rich phosphoprotein 1/2 (gene prh1). Gene Ontology annotation, molecular function: helicase activity; double-stranded RNA binding; ATP binding. The record is from RefSeq and is a predicted model, not a curated record. NCBI's taxonomy places the organism in Eukaryota, Fungi, Ascomycota, Sordariomycetes, Sordariales, Podosporaceae. Gene Ontology annotation, cellular component: intracellular anatomical structure; nucleolus. Gene Ontology annotation, biological process: positive regulation of transcription by RNA polymerase I. The transcript has a single exon. The coding region runs from base 1 to 2349 and encodes 782 amino acids.